This is a messenger RNA of Amoebophrya sp. A25, 341 nucleotides long. The record is from the annotation of a GenBank genome assembly. NCBI's taxonomy places the organism in Eukaryota, Dinophyceae, Syndiniales, Amoebophryaceae.
AUGUUAUCAACAUCGGUCCUAUGUUCAUGUUGGCGUGUUGUCACGUCGAGGACCUUGAAAAAUAUGUUCGAUCAGGAAAGUCAUGAUACGUAUAAUGAUGUAGGCUACUGCUACACGACAUUUACGUAUGUUGAUCCACUACUAGUUGUAGUACUACUCUUAUCAUCAACUUCAACUGGGCUAGGUCCUCUCUCGCAGGCUCCCAACAUCAAUGAACAUUCAUCAAUGCACAACAAUAAAUGUCAUGAGCUGAGCUUAUACUUUAAUGAUGACGAAAUCGGGACUUUCUGGUUAAUAGAUACCCAACACUCCGACCACUAGUAGCAGGAGCUACUUCAUAG